AUGCACCGAGCGUUGAGUGGGAUUGCUUUGGCAGCCUUCGUGGCUGACCUCGCGACUGCCAUUCCACUUGACACCCGUCAUGUUGGAGCCCAACCUUAUCUAGUCUCACUGGGACCUCGACCCUACUAUCUCGUGCAUAAUAUGACCGAUGGUCCAUUGAAAGAAAAGCUCGUGUCAUGUGAGAACAAACCUGUGAGCAUCAGCUCCUUCAGCAUUGGACACCGCGGGGGUGGCACCUUGCAGAUUCCUGAAGAGUCAGUCGAGUCAACUUUGGCCGGCGCUCGCAUGGGCUCCGGAGUCCUGGAAUGUGACAUUGCCUUUACGUCGGAUCUGGGACUGGUGUGCCGACACUCCCUAUGCGACUUGCACACGACCACCGACAUUCUCCUGCGACCGGAACUGGCGGCCAAAUGCACUGUGCCAUUCACCCCGGCUAACGAGACGGCGGAUGCCGACGCUCUUUGCUGCACGAGUGACAUCACUGAGGCUGAAUUCAUGACACUGUGCAGCAAGAUGGACGGAUUCAAUGCCAGCGCAGAGACGGUUGAGGACUACCAGUACGGAGCGCCCUCGUGGCGGACAUCGCUGUACGACACAUGCGGCGAGGUAAUGUCGUAUUCAGGCUGGAUCGACUUGGUCGACUCGAUCCCAGGGUACCGCAACUUCACACCGGAACUCAAGACGCCGCCCGAGGAGGUUCCGCUGCCGUUCAAUGGAUACACGCAGGCGCAGUACGCCCGGGAUGCGAUCCAGGUAUUUAUCGACAAGGGGAUCGACCCCUCACGAGUGUGGAUGCAGUCCUUCACCCCGGCUGACAUCUACCUGUGGCUGAACGAGUACCCCGAAUUUGGGGCGCAAGCAGUAUUUCUCGACGAAGACGGCGACGCCGAGGGCAACUACACAGUUGCAGUGGCACGGCUACCAGACCUCAAAGCCAGCGGUGUCAACAUCAUCUCCCCACCCAUCAACUACCUCCUCGAGGUUGGCGGCCCCGACAACAACACCAUUGUGCCUUCAUCAUACGCCACGACAGCCAUGGAGGCAGGACUCGAAAUUAUCGCUUGGUCUUUUGAACGAUCAGGCCCAUUGACUCUGGUCCGCGCCAAUGACGAGUACUACUACCAGACCGUUGCCCCCGUCGUGUCAUAUGACGGUCAGGCCUAUGAGGUCAUCGACGUGCUGACCCGUCAAAUUGGUAUCAAGGGGUUGUUCACGGACUGGUCGUCCACCGUCACUUAUUAUGCCAAUUGCUUCGAUCUGCUUGGUCCUGGGUCCUGAUCAUUGGAAUCCCGAUCCCUUGGGAUUUCACAUUGGGCGUACAAAGAGACAGAGAGGAUGAUAUAUAAGAGCAAGAACAAGAACUUGAAACAGCAGACCAGAACUCGACGAGUACAGAUGACUACAGUGAUGUGUGGGUGGUAAUGAUAUGUUG
This is a messenger RNA of Exophiala mesophila, 1432 nucleotides long. RefSeq lists its product as uncharacterized. NCBI's taxonomy places the organism in Eukaryota, Fungi, Ascomycota, Eurotiomycetes, Chaetothyriales, Herpotrichiellaceae. Bases 1 to 1278 code for a protein of 425 amino acids. The record is from RefSeq and is a predicted model, not a curated record. Gene Ontology annotation, molecular function: glycerophosphodiester phosphodiesterase activity. The transcript has a single exon. Gene Ontology annotation, biological process: lipid metabolic process.